AUGGUCACUCCACACACAAGUGAUUUAAGCUACUCUGGGUUCUCUGUAGUCCUUGUGCUCGAGAGCACAGUGGGCCGCUUGGCGGAAAGCCGCCCGUGCGUGGACUGCCACGCGUUCGAGUUCAUGCAGCGCGCCCUGCAGGACCUGCGGAAGACGGCCUACAGCCUGGACACGCGGACGGAGACCCUCCUGCUGCAGGCAGAGCGCCGGGCCCUCUCUCAACCCUCUUGGCACCUGUCCUACAACAGUGCCAAUGCUGAGCAGCAGCGUGCACACCCCGCCACUUGCGUGGACCUGCAUCCACAGUAUGGCCUGUUCACUCAGAUCCUCUCUAUGCCCCAGCAGGACCUGCCCUGGCCUCCCCCACCCCCACGGGCCUCCCAACCGGUGACCUGUCCUGUUGUCAGUGAUUUUGUGCCUGGGAGCCCCGGGGGUGCAGGUGUCAGCACCACAGUGAAGAAGCCAGAGUCCUGCCUUCGCCCAGUGCUCUGCUUCACCCUCACCCGCUCGCUGCUGCUGACGCUCCUGGUGCCGGCCGGGCUGCUGGGUUUGCGCUAUUACUACAGCCGGAAGGUGAUCCUCGCCUACCUGGACUGCGCCCUGCACACGGACAUGGCUGACAUCGAGCAGUACUACAUGAAGCCCCCGGGCUCCUGCUUCUGGGUGGCCGUGCUGGACGGCAACGUGGUGGGCAUCGUGGCAGCGCGUGCCCAUGAGGCGGACAACGCCCUGGAGCUGCUGCGCAUGUCCGUGGACUCCCGCUUCCGCGGCAAGGGCAUUGCCAAGGCGCUGGGCCGCAAGGUGCUGGAGUUCGCGCUGGUGCACAACUACUCUGCGGUGGUGCUGGGCACGACGGCCGUCAAGGUGGCUGCCCACAAGCUCUACGAGUCCCUGGGCUUCAGACACAUGGGCUCCAGUGACCACUACGUGCUGCCUGGCAUGACCCUCUCGCUGGCCGAGCGCCUCUUCUUCCAGGUCCGCUACCACCGUUACCGCCUGCAGCUGCGUGAGGAGUGACCGCCGCCCGCCCGCCGCCUGGCCGCCCCAUCCGCCUGUGCCCACCUGCCCGCCGCCCGGGCCUGCUUUCAGACGCUCACCUUGGCGUUUCUGUUGGGUUUUUCCUUUUUCGACAUCACGUGGUUCUCUGGCUGGUUCUGGGAGGGACGGGGCUACCGCUCAUCCAUGACACUUCAGGGGUGGGUCAUUUGCAGCCAUGACCCCCUGCCCUCCUCAGCCUGCUGGGACCACGCCCCGAAGAGUGACAGCAUGGACCACCACAUGCCCAUACAGCUGCCCGGCCUUGG
Molecule: messenger RNA, 1304 nt
Organism: Miniopterus natalensis
Lineage: Eukaryota; Metazoa; Chordata; Mammalia; Chiroptera; Miniopteridae
Source: RefSeq, a predicted model, not a curated record